AAGUUGAGGAGGAGAAAGUCAAUGGUACUUCCUUCUCCAGGUUCUAUCUUUGACGCUGUGAUGGAGGAGAAGCAGAAGGUGGGAGGGGAGAUGGUGGUGUUUGAAGGAAAGCGAGGUGGUUGUGUGGAGGAGGAGAAGCAGGUGAAGGAAUAUCCUGCUCCAUUGUUCACGCACAAGGAGCUCUUGGAGGAGAAGCAGAAGGUGGGAGGGGAGAUGGUGUUGUUUGAAGGGAAGCGAGGUGGUGGUGUGGAGGAGGAGAAGCAGGUGAAGGAAUACCCUGCUCCAUUGUUCACACACAAGGAGCUCUGUAGUGAUCCUGGCAUCUUCGUGGAGGCCUUGCGUCGAUUUCAUUCUCUCAUGGGCAGUAAAUUCAUGAUUCCGGUGAUAGGAGGGAAGGAUCUUAACCUGCAUUUGCUUUAUGUUGAGGUCACUGAAAGAGGGGGACUUGAGAAGGUGAUUGUGGAGAAGAGAUGGAGAGAGGUUAUAGCGAUUUUCAACUUUCCACCGACGACGACGAGCGCUUCCUUUGUGUUGAGGAAGUAUUAUUUGAGUCUUCUUCAUCAUUUUGAACAGGUUUAUUUCUUUGGAGCGCGGGGGACUCUUGUACCUCCGGCCGAGGCAUUGCAAACCAGGUCUCAGAUGUGUAAGUUCGAUGAAAUGGCGCGGUCGGAUUCCGGCCCGGCGAUGAGGAGGAAGAGGGCGUUCCCGCCGGCGAUUAUACCAGAUAGAAAUUUGGUCCCUGAAUAUGCCAAGGAUCAACAGCUUCAUGGAUCUCCAUACGUUGAAUCUCCUAGCCCUUAUGGGAGAAAGAGGCCAAUAGUUGUACAAUCCAUUUCUCAGAUUCCCAAUGGCCAUUUAUCUGCAAAAUCAAGCUCAUUACAUGUGGAAGGUUCACCUCAACAUAGUAGUCUUGCAACUGGUGUGUAUCUCCCUAUAUAUGCUCUUGCUACUUGUCAAGUGCAAAGACCUCCUUUCAAUGCGAAGGAAUUUGAGGGAUCAUAUCCUUCUGCUGCAAGUGGCAAAGAGACAAGCCCUCCUGGGUCUGCUCCACCUUCUGAUGGUCUUGAUAAUUUUGCGGCUUCUGCUCCCAUUCCUCCCACUGAUGGAAGCAUGCCUUCAGCAACAGGUGGUACUUGUAAUUUCACAGUGACUGGAACUAUUGACGGCAAGUUUGACUAUGGCUACUUUGUGACUGUAAAAAUUGGCUCUCAGCUACUUCACGGUAUACUAUAUCAUGCCCAUCAGCAUCAAAUAGGAAGUCCUCCUUCUGUGCUUAAUCCCGACCAGCCAGUUUCUUCUCCAGUGAAUCCAGUCUUCCAAAACCCUUCACCUUGCUCCUUUGCUGCUGCAACCACGGUAAAUGCCAAUUUAUCUUAUAUGCCGGCAACAAGAUCUGUUGGAAGGAGACGACGGCUUAAGAACCGUGACCCAGGCAGGCCGAAGCCUAACCGAAGUGCAUAUAACUUUUUCUUUGCUGAGAAGCAUUUUGAGCUCAAAUCUCAAUGCCCACACAUGGAAAGAGAAUACAGCAAGAAGAUAGGAGAGUCUUGGAAUAAACUCACUCAUCAAGAGAGGCUGCUCUAUGAAGACUGUGCAAGGAGAGACAAGGAGAGAUACAGAAAAGAGAUGCAAAUUUAUAAGGAGAGCUUCAAAUUUUUAGAGCCAAAACAGUCUGAAAGGGGGAUUGAUCUGCCGAAAAUAGUUGUUAGAAGAGAUAUACAAGAUUGUAGUGAUACGAUUGAAAUUGCUCGUUCAAAGGAGAUGGCAACUUUGGAGAAGGAAUCAAGGAUUGCUGAGGACAAUAAGACCGAAAAACAAGAAAUUACAAAAAGAGAGGCUGAAGAUUAUAUUCAAAGGGUCAAGUUUGUAAAUCCAGAAGAGAUUGCAAGCUCUACUAAGAGUGCAAAGAUUGAGAAAUUAGAACAUGAGUUAGGGAAGGAGGUUAUAAAUGCUGCAGUAGAAAUUGAUAUGAUGAAGACAGAUGCAACAGUUGUGAAUACAGAAAAUUAAUUAGUUUUAAGUUUCCAUACAGCUUUUAGCAGUGCGUUGUAUGAAGUACCAACAUCUAUAGUUACAUGAAAAAACAAGCUGA
Molecule: messenger RNA, 2092 nt
Organism: Dendrobium catenatum
Lineage: Eukaryota; Viridiplantae; Streptophyta; Magnoliopsida; Asparagales; Orchidaceae
Exons: 10
Coding region: 22-2010 (662 amino acids)
Molecular function (GO): DNA binding
Source: RefSeq, a predicted model, not a curated record